UAUAUAUCAUCAAACCGUGUAGUCAAGUUCCUCGUUACCUCCCAUUCGCGCACUCUCGCAGAUAGAGGGAGAGGGAAAGAGAACGGCGGGCUUACGAUCUUCACAGAGUUCGUUAAAGAAAUUGAAGAUUUAGGGUUUUCUUCUUUUUUGGGUGGCGGAAGAGGGGAGAGGCAAACAUGGCAUCAAUAGAUGCUGAGAUAGGUAGGACUCAAGAAGAGAGGAAGAAGAUGGAGCAACAGCUCGCAUCCCUUACUUCGGUUACGUACGAUGUUGAUCUCUACGGUGGUGAAAACCGGUUUGAGGGGUAUGAGCGCUCUAUUCCUGUGAAUGAAGAUGAGGAGAAUCAAGAUUCCAUGGAUUCAGAAGUUGCUAGGAGGCUAGCUUCUUUUACAGCACCGAAGUCGGUUCUGAAGGAUAUCCCAAGAGGUGGCGAGGAAGAUGACGGUAUGGGCUUUAAGAAACCGCUGAGGAUUAUUGAUAGGGAGGAUGAUUAUAGGAAAAGGAGGCUUAAUCGUGUUAUUUCGCCCGAUCGAAAUGACGCAUUCGCAAUGGGUGAUAAGACUCCAGAUGUGUCAGUGAGGACUUAUGCAGAUAUUAUGAGGGAGGAGGCAUUGAAGAGAGAAAAGGAGGAGACUUUGAGAGCUAUUGCGAAGAAGAAGAAAGAGGAAGAAGAAAGCAAGGCUUCGGAAAGAGAAAGGGAUGCUGGGUCUGCACCGGUGCAGCCAACUCAAAAGAGGAGGAAUCGAUGGGACCAAUCUCAGGAGUCAGACACCAGUAGCAAGAAAGCAAAAACUGCAUCGGCUUCUGAUUGGGACAUGCCGGAUUCGACUCCAGGAAUUGGUCGAUGGGAUGCAACUCCAACACCUGGGAGGGUAGCUGAUGCUACACCUUCAGUUUCUAGAAGAAACCGGUGGGACGAAACACCAACGCCUGGUCGUUUGGCUGAUUCUGAUGCGACCCCUGCUGCUGGGGGGGCCACUCCUGGUGCAACUCCUGCUGGCAUGACAUGGGAUGCUACUCCUAAGCUGGCUGGACUUGCCACGCCGACCCCCAAACGUCAGAGAUCAAGAUGGGAUGAGACCCCUGCAAGUAUGGGAAGUGCAACUCCAUUGCCUGGGGCAACACCAGCUGCAGCGUACACACCGGGUGUGACUCCUGUAGGAGGAAUCGACCUUGCAACACCAACUCCUGGAGCAAUCAAUCUUCGGGGUUCAAUUACACCUGAGCAAUAUAAUUUACUUCGAUGGGAGAAGGACAUUGAAGAGAGAAACCGCCCAUUAACAGAUGAAGAGCUGGAUGCGAUGUUCCCUCAGGAGGGAUAUAAGAUCCUUGAGCCACCAGCAUCAUAUGUUCCAAUCAGAACCCCAGCCAGGAAGCUUCUUGCCACCCCAACUCCACUAGGUACUCCUCUUUAUGCAAUCCCAGAAGAGAACCGUGGGCAGCAGUUUGAUGUUCCAAAAGAAGCACCUGGUGGUCUACCAUUUAUGAAACCAGAGGAUUACCAAUACUUUGGGGCAUUGUUGAAUGAAGAAGAUGAAGAAGAGUUGUCCCCAGAAGAACAAAAAGAGAGGAAGAUCAUGAAGCUUUUGCUCAAGGUUAAGAACGGGACACCUCCUCAGAGGAAAACAGCACUGAGGCAGCUAACUGACAAAGCUCGGGAGUUUGGUGCAGGUCCACUUUUCAACAGAAUCCUGCCAUUGCUCAUGCAGCCCACAUUAGAAGAUCAGGAAAGACACCUUCUGGUUAAGGUUAUUGAUAGGGUACUGUAUAAGUUGGAUGAGCUGGUUCGGCCUUUUGUUCACAAGAUUCUAGUCGUUAUUGAGCCUCUGUUGAUUGAUGAGGAUUAUUAUGCUCGUGUAGAAGGAAGAGAGAUCAUUUCCAAUCUCAGUAAAGCAGCUGGCUUGGCAACAAUGAUUGCUGCAAUGCGACCUGAUAUUGACAAUAUUGAUGAAUACGUCAGGAAUACGACUGCAAGGGCUUUCAGUGUGGUUGCUUCUGCACUAGGAAUUCCUGCACUCCUGCCAUUUUUAAAAGCUGUUUGUCAGAGUAAGAAAUCUUGGCAAGCUAGACACACAGGAAUUAAGAUUGUCCAGCAGAUUGCCAUCUUGAUUGGCUGUGCUGUUCUUCCACAUCUCAGGUCGCUUGUUGAAAUCAUAGAACAUGGUCUUAAUGACGAGAAUCAGAAGGUGAGAACAAUUACUGCACUCUCUCUGGCUGCGCUUGCUGAGGCAGCUGCUCCAUAUGGUAUUGAAAGUUUUGAUUCAGUCUUGAAGCCUCUAUGGAAGGGUAUCAGAUCACAUCGUGGGAAAGUCUUGGCUGCUUUCUUGAAGGCUAUUGGGUUUAUCAUUCCACUAAUGGAUGCGAUUUAUGCUAGUUACUAUACUAAGGAAGUUAUGUUCAUUCUGAUUAGAGAGUUCCAGUCACCAGAUGAAGAAAUGAAGAAAAUUGUGCUUAAAGUGGUGAAGCAAUGUGUGAGUACGGAAGGGGUGGAAGCUGAUUAUAUUCGAAGUGAUAUUCUCCCUGAGUUUUUCCGUAAUUUCUGGGUUAGAAGGAUGGCAUUGGAUCGUAGAAAUUACAGGCAGCUUGUGGACACAACUGUUGAGAUAGCGAACAAGGUUGGUGUGGCUGACAUAGUAGGGAGAAUUGUUGAAGAUCUGAAAGAUGAAAGUGAACCCUAUAGGCGGAUGGUGAUGGAGACAAUUGAGAAGGUAGUUGCAAAUUUGGGUGCGUCAGAUAUAGAUGCCCGGCUGGAGGAGCUGUUGAUUGAUGGGAUCCUGUAUGCUUUCCAAGAACAAACAAGCGAUGAUGCUAAUGUUAUGCUGAAUGGAUUUGGUGCUGUGGUCAAUGCUCUUGGGCAGAGGGUGAAGCCUUACCUUCCCCAGAUCUGUGGUACCAUAAAGUGGCGUUUGAACAAUAAAAGUGCAAAGGUGAGACAGCAAGCUGCAGAUCUCAUUUCGAGGAUUGCUGUUGUCAUGAAGCAGUGCCAAGAGGAACAGCUAAUGGGCCACCUUGGGGUGGUCUUGUAUGAAUACUUGGGUGAAGAGUAUCCUGAAGUCCUGGGGUCCAUACUGGGAGCUCUCAAGGCCAUUGUCAAUGUUAUUGGUAUGACAAAAAUGACACCCCCAAUAAAGGAUUUGCUCCCUCGCCUGACACCAAUUCUGAAGAACCGGCAUGAGAAGGUUCAGGAGAACUGUAUUGACCUUGUUGGUAGAAUUGCUGAUCGUGGAGCUGAAUUUGUACCUGCUAGGGAGUGGAUGAGGAUCUGUUUUGAGCUUCUGGAGAUGCUGAAAGCCCACAAGAAGGGAAUCCGGAGAGCAACUGUGAACACAUUUGGCUACAUAGCAAAAGCCAUUGGGCCACAGGAUGUGUUGGCAACACUUUUGAACAACCUUAAGGUGCAGGAACGUCAGAACCGUGUUUGCACAACCGUGGCCAUUGCAAUAGUUGCAGAAACUUGUUCCCCUUUCACAGUUCUGCCAGCGUUGAUGAAUGAGUACCGUGUGCCAGAGCUUAAUGUGCAGAAUGGUGUUUUGAAAUCCCUGUCUUUCUUGUUUGAAUACAUAGGUGAGAUGGGGAAGGACUAUAUAUAUGCAGUUACUCCACUCCUUGAAGAUGCUCUCAUGGAUAGAGACCUGGUUCACAGGCAGACUGCAGCUUCUGCUGUUAAACACAUGGCAUUGGGUGUGGCUGGACUGGGUUGUGAGGAUGCUCUAGUGCACCUGUUGAACUAUGUAUGGCCAAAUAUAUUUGAGACAUCACCCCACGUUAUAAAUGCUGUUAUGGAAGCCAUAGAAGGGAUGAGGGUAGCCCUGGGUGCAGCCGUUAUCCUGAACUAUUGUCUCCAGGGUCUAUUCCAUCCGGCCAGGAAGGUCAGGGAGGUUUACUGGAAGAUCUAUAACUCGCUGUACAUUGGAUCGCAGGAUGCACUUGUGGCUGCUUAUCCCACAUUGGAGGACGAGGCUAGCAACAUAUUCAGCCGACCAGAAUUGAUGAUGUUUGUUUGAGCUGCAGUUACCAAGCAAGGUAGCCCAUCAGGAUCAAAACCAUAGUGUGGCAUCAUGUAAUCUUCUUUGUCCUGCGGUUUUUUUUUGAGAUGGGUUCUCUUGCUCGUCCAAGUUAAUUGACUUGUUAUUUUGCUAAUUCUGUUAUCGAGAUUUAGCUCGUACACCUUUUAAGUUUUAAUUUCUCGAAAGUGUUAUGUAACCGCUUUUAAUAUGGAAGCUCCUUGGUGGAAAAGUUCAGGCAUAUAUAAUAUGACAUGUAUUAUGAUCAUUAUUUAUCUA
This is a messenger RNA of Nelumbo nucifera (sacred lotus), 4283 nucleotides long. RefSeq names its product splicing factor. NCBI's taxonomy places the organism in Eukaryota, Viridiplantae, Streptophyta, Magnoliopsida, Proteales, Nelumbonaceae. Gene Ontology annotation, biological process: spliceosomal complex assembly. Gene Ontology annotation, molecular function: mRNA binding. The record is from RefSeq and is a predicted model, not a curated record.